AUGACUUUUAACAGUUUUGAAGGAUCUAAACCUUGUGUACCUACAGACAUCAAUAAGGAUGAGGAAUUUGUAGAAGAGUUCGAUAGAUUAAAAACGUUUGCUAACUUUCCGCGACGUGGCCCUGUUUCAGCAUCAGCGCUGGCAGGAGCGGGUUUUCUCUAUACUGGUGAAGGCGACACUGUGCGGUGCUUUAGUUGUCAUGCCACAGUCGACAGGUGGCAGUAUGGAGACUCAGCACUUGGAAGACACAGGAAAGUAUCCCCAAACUGUAGAUUUAUCCACAGCUUUUAUUUUGAAAAUAGUGCCACACAACCUACAAAUCCUGAUGUCCAAAAUGGUCAGAACAAAGUUGAAAACUAUCUGGGAAACAGAAGUCGUUUUGCUUUCGACAGGCCAUCUGGGAUUCAUGGAGACUAUCUUUUGAGAACUGGACAGGUUGUAGAUACAGCAGACACCAUAUACCCGAGGAAUCCUGCCAUGUGCAGUGGAGCAGCUAGACUGACAUCGUUUCAGAACUGGCCAGACGAUGCCCACCUAACCCCGAGGGAGUUAGCUAGUGCUGGGCUCUCCUACACAGGUACUGAUGAUCCAGUGCAGUGCUUUUGUUGCGAUGGAAAACUGAAAAACUGGGAAGCCUGUGAUCGUGUCUGGUCAGAACACAGGCAACACUUUCCUAAUUGCUCCUUUGUUUUGGGCCAGAACAUAAAUAUUCGAAGUGAAUUUGAUAUGGUGAGUUCUGAUAGAAAUUUCCCGAAUUCAACAAAUCUUCCAAGAAAUCCAGCCAUGGCAGAUUAUGAAGCACGGAUCGUUACUUUUGGGACAUGGAAGUACUCAGUUAACAAGGAGCAGCUUGCAAAAGCUGGAUUUUAUGCUUUAAGUGAAGGGGAUAAAGUCAAGUGCUUUCACUGUGGAGGAGGGCUAACUGAUUGGAAGCCCAGAGAAGACCCCUGGGAACAACAUGCUAAGUGGUAUCCAGGGUGUAAAUAUCUGUUAGAAGAGAAGGGACAAGAAUAUGUAAACAAUAUUCAUUUAACNNAUUCACAUGAGGAGACUCUAGUAGCAACUGCUGAAAAAACACCAUCAUUCAUUGAAAGAAUUGAUGAUACCAUCUUCAAAAAUCCUAUGGUACAAGAAGCUUUACAAAUGGGAUUCAAUUUCAGAGACAUUAAGAAGAUAAUGGAAGAAAAAAUUCAGCUAUCUGGGAGCAACUAUAAAUCACUUGAGGUUCUGGUGGCAGAUCUAGUGAGUGCCCAGAAAGACAGUGCACAAGAUGAAUCCAGUCAGACUUCAUUGCAGAAAGAGAUCAAUAUUGAAGAACAGCUAAGGUGCCUGCAAGAGGAAAAGCUUUGCAAAAUCUGUAUGGACAGAAGUAUUGCUGUAGUUUUUAUUCCUUGUGGACAUCUGGUCACUUGUGAGCAAUGUGCUGAAGCAAUUGAGAAAUGCCCCAUGUGCUGCACAGUUAUUACUUUCAAGCAAAAAAUUUUUAUGUCUUAA
Messenger RNA from Galeopterus variegatus (Sunda flying lemur), 1494 nucleotides. Its product is annotated as E3 ubiquitin-protein ligase XIAP-like. Lineage: Eukaryota; Metazoa; Chordata; Mammalia; Dermoptera; Cynocephalidae. Bases 1 to 1494 code for a protein of 497 amino acids. The record is from RefSeq and is a predicted model, not a curated record. The transcript is spliced from 3 exons.